CGAAAGCUCGGACUUGGGAGAGGGGUGACGACAAUGCUGAGGAUGAUCAGUGGUAAAAAAGGGGUCCCAUACAUCAAAUCCAGCCUGUUUUUCCAGCUAUGGCACAACGCAUUUUGGUCAGGUGUCAAUCGGACCUAAUCCCAGGCCCCCCGACGCAGAGAAACGAGACAAUAGCCAACAUCAUCUGCUUGCAUCACUGGGAACGAGAUUUCGACAAGACGCAAGAUGUGCUAAACUCGUUGGGUCAGUACGCUAGCAAUAAUGUAAAAUGCUACUUUCUCUUGGACAACGGGACAGCUGGAUCCAAGGAGCCUGAGAUCUUUGUCUACCGAUGGGAUGGAAAGGGACUGCAACCUAGACCGGUUAAUACUGGUAUCGUAGACUACCUAAGUCACAUCCCGUUCGGCGAACACUUGGGUCAGCAAGCGGGGCUAUCCGAUCAGGAAUAUAUUGCUACAUACGGUCAAACUGCAUUCGCAAAGGUCGCCUCUUCCAGGGAUGAACAGAGGCAAAGAUGGCGGAACGCGUUACAACCAAGGGGAAAAUCAUUCCACACCAACCAUCCAGAAGCCGGACCAAGCUGAUGGCGUCAGCUAAAAAGCUCGGCAGCAGGCCAAGAGGG
This is a messenger RNA of Colletotrichum navitas, 622 nucleotides long. RefSeq lists its product as uncharacterized. NCBI's taxonomy places the organism in Eukaryota, Fungi, Ascomycota, Sordariomycetes, Glomerellales, Glomerellaceae. The record is from RefSeq and is a predicted model, not a curated record. The transcript has 3 exons. The coding region runs from base 99 to 584 and encodes 161 amino acids.